AUGGUUCAAUUAGUUAACGUCCCUGUUGGUGAACCAGAAAGAGCUGGUGAAACCGCCCCAAGAAGAAAUGCUAAAUUAAAAGAUUUGACCGCAAUUAAAAGACCUGCUGGUUAUAAGGCAAAUACUGUUUAUGAAUUCAUUUUAGAAGCUUUUGAAAGAGGUGGUGAUCGUGAUGCUAUGGGUUAUAGAAAUAUUAAAGAAGUUCAUAAGGAAAAGAAGAAAGUUAAAAAAAUGGUUGAUGGUGAAGAACAAGAAGUUGAUAAAACUUGGUUAUAUUAUGAAUUAUCCGAUUACAAGUAUGAAAGUUAUAGACAAGUUAACAAAUAUAUACAUGAUUAUGGUCGUGGUCUAGUUCAAUUAGGUUUAAAACCAAGUGGUGAACAUAAAUUACAUAUUUUUGCUUCAACUUCUCAUAAAUGGAUGAAAACUUUCUUAGCUGCUCAAACUCAAUCAAUUCCAAUUGUUACAGCUUAUGAUACUUUAGGUGAAAAAGGUUUAACUCAUUCAUUAGUUCAAACUGAAUCAAAUGCCAUCUUUACUGAUAACCAUCUUUUAUCAGCUUUAAUCAAUCCUUUACAAAAAGCUAAAGAAAUUAAAUUCAUUAUUCAUUCAGAACCGAUUGAUUCAAAUGAUAAAAGACAAGAAGGUGAAUUAUAUCAAGAAGCUAAAACCGCUGUUGAUAAAAUCUUAGAAGUUAGACCUGAUAUUAAAAUUGUUUCAUUAGAUGAAGUUCAUAAAUUAGGUCAAGAAUCUCAAGAUAUUCAAGUUCAUCCACCUUCACCUGAAGAUUUAUCUUGUAUUAUGUAUACUUCAGGUUCAACUGGUGAUCCAAAAGGUGUUGUUUUAACACAUGAAAAUAUCUUAUCUGGUGUUGCUGGUGUUUCAUUUAUUAUUGAUCGUAAAUUAAUUAAUGAAAAAGAUCGUAUUAUUGCAUUUUUACCAUUAGCUCAUAUUUUUGAAUUAGCUUUUGAAUUAAUUGCAUUCUAUUGGAACGGUGUUAUUGGUUAUGCCAAUGUUAAAACUUUAACUGAUGUUUCAACAAGAAAUUCAGAUGGUGAUAUUAAAACUUUUAAACCAACAAUUAUGGUUGCAGUUGCUGCAGUUUGGGAAACUAUUAAAAAGGGUAUUACAGCAAAAAUUGCUAAACAACCUUCAUUUACUCAAAAAUUAUUUUGGACUUGUUAUAAUUAUAAAUUGAAAAAUUGGAAAGUUCCUGGUUCUUCAUAUUUAAUUGAUAAUUUUAUUUUUAAAAAAGUUAAAGAAGCAACUGGUGGUCAAUUAAGAUAUGUUUUAAAUGGUGGUUCUCCAAUUUCAAAAGAUACUCAAAUUUUCAUUUCAAAUUUAUUAUGUCCAAUGUUGAUUGGUUAUGGUUUAACUGAAACCGUUGCAAACACUACAGUUGUUGAUCCAAACUCAUUUGAAUAUGAUGUUCAAGGUGCUCUUUCUGGUGCAAUUACUGUUAAAUUAGUUGAUGUUGCAGAUGCUGGUUAUUAUGCUAAGAAUGAUCAAGGUGAAAUUUGGAUUAGAGGUUAUCCAGUCUUGACAGAAUAUUAUAAAAAUCCAAAAGAAACUGAAGAAGCUUUUGAUUCAGAAGGUUGGUUCAAGACUGGUGAUAUUGGUGAAUGGACUAAAACUGGUCAAUUAAAAAUUAUUGAUCGUAAGAAAAAUUUAGUUAAAACUUUAAAUGGUGAAUAUAUUGCAUUAGAAAAAUUAGAAUCUGUUUAUCGUUCAAAUACUUAUGUUGCAAACAUUUGUGUUUAUGCUGAUCAAGAUCAUGCUAAACCAGUUGGUAUUGUUGUUCCAAAUGAAAAUGCUAUUAGAUCAUUAGCAUUAGAAUUAGGUUUAAUUAAAAAUGAAAAUGAAGAUAUUCAUAAAGCUUUACAUGAUUCAAAAUUAACUAAUAAAGUUUUAAAUGCAUUAUUAAGUACUGCAAAAUCUCAAGGAUUAAAUGGUAUUGAAUUAAUUCAAGGUUUAGUUUUAUCUGAUGAAGAAUGGACUCCACAAAAUGGAUUUGUUACAUCUGCACAAAAAUUACAAAGAAAGAAAAUUUUAGAAGCUAAUAAAAAAGGUGUUGAUAAAGCUUAUUCAAAAUAA
Molecule: messenger RNA, 2094 nt
Organism: Hansenula ciferrii
Lineage: Eukaryota; Fungi; Ascomycota; Saccharomycetes; Phaffomycetales; Wickerhamomycetaceae
Gene: FAA1
Product: Long chain fatty acyl-CoA synthetase
Exons: 1
Coding region: 1-2094 (697 amino acids)
Biological process (GO): long-chain fatty acid metabolic process; long-chain fatty-acyl-CoA metabolic process
Cellular component (GO): endoplasmic reticulum; lipid droplet; plasma membrane
Molecular function (GO): long-chain fatty acid-CoA ligase activity
Source: RefSeq, a predicted model, not a curated record